AUGGCAACUCCUCUCCAGCAGGACAUGGGCCUUUACAGCAUCAACUACCUGCACUUCGGGGAGCCCAAGACGUGGUACGCGGUGCCCCCAGAACACGGCCAGCGCCUGGAGCGCCUGGCCAGGGAGCUUUUCCCGGGCAGUUCUCGGGGCUGCGAGGCCUUCCUGCGGCACAAGGUGGCCCUCAUCUCGCCCAGUGUCCUCAAGGAGAACGGGGUCCCGUUCAGUCGCAUCACUCAGGAGGCUGGAGAGUUCAUGGUGACGUUUCCCUACGGCUACCACGCUGGCUUCAACCACGGCUUCAACUGUGCGGAGGCCAUCAACUUUGCCACCCCGCGCUGGGGUUGCAGUCAAAGGGAGCCCUUAGCCGCGCUGCACCUGGGCUGGAGUUUGCCCACGAGUUCAGACCAGUGCCAACAUAAUUUGUGCGAAUAUUAG
Eptesicus fuscus (big brown bat) is the source of this 435-nucleotide messenger RNA. RefSeq names its product lysine-specific demethylase 4D-like. Gene Ontology annotation, cellular component: nucleus. Gene Ontology annotation, biological process: chromatin remodeling. NCBI's taxonomy places the organism in Eukaryota, Metazoa, Chordata, Mammalia, Chiroptera, Vespertilionidae. Bases 1 to 435 code for a protein of 144 amino acids. The record is from RefSeq and is a predicted model, not a curated record. Gene Ontology annotation, molecular function: histone H3K9 demethylase activity. The transcript is spliced from 3 exons.